Messenger RNA from Tuber aestivum (summer truffle), 8753 nucleotides. The record is from the annotation of a GenBank genome assembly. Lineage: Eukaryota; Fungi; Ascomycota; Pezizomycetes; Pezizales; Tuberaceae.
AUACGAAGCGCAGCAUAGUAAGGUACAGGCAGUGUUUGUGGCAAGCUAACAUACGGAUAACUAAUCCCGGUUGCGAUACCACCAGGAUAUCAGCCUUUGCUCCCGACGCCCAAAGGAAUCAGUCCUGAGCUUCAUCCUUUAUGCACCCAACGUCACACACCUAGAAUAUCGGUAUUCUUGGUCGGCCCUUAUUCUGGUGAGCCCUUGAGAGGAUAAGAUGGGUCAAAAUUAUUCCGCCCUUCCGGAUCGAAAUGUCGGCGGUGCUGGUAUCGAUAUUGCUGAGCUAUCCGACAUUAGUUACGAGAAAUCUUUGGGGACAAGCCGUUUCUUAAAGACAAUCAAGGCGAAACAUGCAGAUGGCGGCCUUGUUGUUAUCAAGAUUUUUCUGAAGCCAACACCCAGCUUCUCGCUGGAAGAGUAUCGCAUGAAGCUUGAGCGUAUUAUUCUCUCUCUCAAACAUCCCGCUUUGGGGGUCCUGACAAGGUUAUAUAGGUGAACAAGUGGCCCUAGCCGAUGUACCGAACGCCUUAUCCCAUCAACGGAUCAUAGAAACCGACAGAGCGGGUUACCUGGUCCGUCAAUACUUGUACAGCAGUCUCUAUGAUAGAAUUAGUACUCGGCCGUUUUUGGAAGAGAUUGAGAAACGCUGGAUUGCCUUCCAACUUCUUUGCGGUCUUCGUGAUUGCCACGCUAGGGGUAUUCAUCAUGGGGAUAUAAAAACUGAGAAUAUUCUCGUCACGUCUUGGAAUUGGAUCUAUCUCUCCGAUUUCGCUAAAUUUAAACCAACGCAGCUACCACAGGACAAUCCUGCAGAUUUCUCAUACUUUUUUGACACCUCUGGACGGAGAAUAUGUUACGUCGCCCCGGAACGCUUUCUUGACGCCGGGGAAAUAAGUGGGGAUGCAAGUGUUACGGACGAGAUGGACAUAUUUAGCUUGGGAUGUGUUAUUGCGGAGCUAUUCUUGGAGGGCACUCCUUUAUUUAAUUUGUCACAGCUCUUCAAAUAUCGAAGGGAUGAAUAUGACCCCUCUCAAACCUACCUUGGAAAGAUCGAAGACCCGGAAAUCCGCAGCCUAGUUGAACACAUGAUCAACCUUGAUCCUGCUAAGAGGUACUCUGCAGAGCAGUAUCUGGAUUUGUGGCGCCGGAGAGCGUUCCCAGAAUAUUUCUAUAGCUUCCUUCAUCAAUAUAUUGGGUUUAUUACAGAUCCGAACCCUGGACGGGUAUCCACUCCGGAAGACCAGGGAAUGAAAACACAGGCAGAUGAUAGGAUCAAUAGGAUUUAUCACGAUUUCGACAAGAUUUCAUUUUUCCUUGGGUUCGAUACAUCAGAAGAGGCUACAGUUCUUGAAAAGAGAGCUACCUCUAGAAACGGCAUAAUACCUGUUCGUUUAGAUAUCCCAAAUUACCAACGCCAGUCGUCCGCUGUGCGGAGGCGACCGGUGAGCACUGAUGACGGUACCCUUAUAUUCCUAAGUCUUAUUGCGUCGUCGAUAAGAAACACUUCAAGGGCAACAGCAAGAGUGCGAGCGUGUGAUAUAUUUCUCGCAUUUGCAGAAAGAAUUACCGAUGAAGCAAAGCUGGAUAGGUGCUUGCCUUACCUUGUUGUGUUACUAAACGACGAUUCGAUUAUCGUUCGAGUGGCUGCUGUAAGGACAGUUACCCAGUUGGUAUGCCUCUCGAUUUUCUACGGGAAUCUCGCAUACCUUACUUUAUUAAUCGUUUGAAUAUAUAUAGAUGGAGCUUGUUGAAGUCGUUACCCCUAUUAAUGCACACGUAUUUCCCGACUACAUUUUGCCAAAGCUUCAAAAUUUCGCUUCUCAUAGCAAUCCCCUCAUAAGAGCAACCUACGCCUCUUGUUUAUCUUCUCUCGCCGAUAGCGCUUCAAGAUUCCUUGACAUGGCCCAGGCCCUCCGCGCUGAUGGAUCCUUGCCCACAGCGGACCCGGAAGCCGAGGACGGAUCCGCCGUAGGAUCAGCAUUUCAGGCUCUCUUUGACCUGUCUAGGAACGACUUGGUUGUCUAUUUCCAGGAGCACUCAAAACUACUACUCACGGACAUUGAUUCCGGAGUCCGAAGGGCAUUUCUCAGAUCUGUGUCUAGGCUCUGUGUUUUCUUCGGAACCAGCAAGGCUAACGAUGUCAUUCUGAGCCACCUGAACACUUAUCUGAACGAUAAAGAUUGGCAACUUAGGAGCGCAUUUUUUGAGACUAUUACCGGCGUAGCGACAUAUGUUGGGGUUACUGCUUUGGAGGAGUACAUCAUGCCGCUAAUGGUGCAGAGUCUCACAGACCCAGAGGAGUUUGUUGUGGAGAAGGUCCUUCGUUCCCUUGCCAAUAUGGCGGAGCUUGGGCUGUUCCAAAGGAGUAAGAUAUGGGAACUUAUUAAUGUGGUCGGUCGCUUUAUGAUGCACCCUAAUAUAUGGAUUCGCCAAGGUAGGUUUUCGAACCAAAUAUACCCUAGUAUGGGGUGGAGAGUUCUAUUAGUACUGACGCUUCAGUCAAGGUGCUGUGGCGUUUAUCGCGACUGCGAGUAAAUGGCUAUCACCGGCCGACAUACAUUGCAUUGUGAACCCAACUGUGAGGCCAUUUCUAAGGGCUGAUGUCGUUAACAUCUCUACAUUGGCUAUGCUUGAACAUCUUCAAAAACCGGUAUGCUGUGUCCCAAACUAACUGCCUGAUAUCAGAUUGUUUACUUGAGCAGGUAUCUAGGCAUGUAUUUGAUAUGGCGGUCACCUGGGCUACACAGUCAAAAAAGGGGCUAUUCUGGCAAGGCGCACAGGAGCAGAGAACUUUUUCUUUUGGAUCGAUAGGGGGUUCACUGCCAAGGGCUCCUGUCUAUGAUUUACAACCGGGUGGUUUUGCAAGGGUCCCAAAGAAUGAGGAAGAUAUCAACUGGAUUGAGAAGCUGAGAAAUUUAGGCAUGGGCCCUGAUGAUGAAUGGAAGGUCAUUUCUCUGAGGGAGUACAUAUGGAGAAUGGCUUUAUCGAAGCCACGAUUACUCUCUAAUGAAAACCCACCGCUGGCGAAGAACACGAUUUCACUCCAAGAUCUUGGUAUUACACCGCACACAGUAUUCUUCGAUGAAAAUCAAUCAUUCUUUAAUCUGAAUAUGCAAACAACGGACGCUGCCACUGGUAAUUCCCGCCCAGCCACCAUAGCCGAUGCUCUCCUGGAUGCCUCCAGGACUAUCGAUAAUUCUGCUCGAAGAACACCCUCUCGAUUGCUAUUGAAGCGCCCUACAGGUGUAGAUAUCACGGACAUAAUGCGAUCCCGUUUUAAUUCGGAGGCCGGGACCAACCGUUCGGGCUCCGGAUCUCCAACGACUCCCAACCCAGCUGGCUUUGACACGGAUAGUGCUCCAGUAUCAGGGUUGUCCACACCAUUGGCCGUGCCACCUGUGACUAUUGCAGGAGGCAGUGAGUCCUCCACUACAGCGAGCUCAGUGGAAAAUGGAAACCCCCUUCGCCGUAGGCCGAGCACAUUAAGUCUUCUGGCAAGAAAUGCAGAGGCAUCUAAGGCUGCCCCGGAAACUAGCACUGUUUCCGCGACAGCGUUCGGUAGAGUGGAGCAUCCGUUUGCGAAGGGCGGCGACUUGAGCCUACCCAAAGCCACUGAGAUUGUCGCCGAGCCCGAAGAAUUCGCUUUUAGAGCAGCCCAUUCCUAUGGUAAGAUAAAUCCUAGGUAUGGGCUUUAUAUCUGGGGAGGCUGACAAGAGAAAUAGAGGGGAAUGACCCACAUAUUUUGAAGCUGUUAGACUCUAUGUAUCUCCAGAAUUACCCCAGCGACAUACUCGAGUUCGGCCCGACAAUAGUUCCAGUUCAGAGGAGACAGCCGAUCAAGAAGAGCAACGGCCGCCAAGUGGGAGGGGGAAUAUGGAAGCCGGAAGGGGUUAUGGUGGCCCAGUACGGCGAACAUGCAGCUGCCAUCAACAGAGUCAUUGUUGCACCUGACCAUAACUUCUUCUUGACCGCUUCAGAUGACGGCACUGUCAAAAUAUGGGAUUCCAGCAGAUUGGAGAAGAAUGUGACGUUUAAGGCUCGGCAAACCUAUAAACAUGGUGCUACGGGAACAGUUCAGGUAAAAGCGCUGUGUUUUGUAGAGAACACGAGAUGCUUUGUUAGCGGCGCGAGCGAUGGUACAAUACAUGUCAUCAAGGUCGACUUCCAAACCACAGCGACAGCAGUUAAGUACGGCAAGUUGCGGCUUAUGAGGAAUUGGCAACUACCGGAGAAAGGAGAGUCUGCGGUCUGGAUGGAGCAUUUCAAAGCAGGUGGGCUGCGUGGCCGUAAUUGUGGGAGGGUCUGCGGCUAAUAUGUGCGCAGAGAAUCACUCGAUCCUACUCAUCGCAACCAACUUAUCAAAUAUACAUGCAUUAGACCUUAGGACAAUGCGCAUCUUGUAUACUUUGAAAAAUCCAGUGUUCCAUGGAACUCCUACUGCUUUCUGUAUCGACAGGCGACACAACUGGUUGGUGCUCGGGACAUCACACGGCAUACUUGACAUGUGGGACUUGAGGUUUCAGCUUCGCUUGAAGGCAUGGGGGCUACCUGGGUCAACCCCAAUUCACAGAAUAGCAAUACACCCCUCGAAAGGCCGCGGAAAAUGGAUUGUAGUGGCUGGGGGCACUGGCCAUGGAGAGCUUUCCGUUUGGGAUUGCGAGAAAACCCAGUGCAGAGAGGUCUAUCGUGCCGGAGGUGGUAAGGACAGCGGGAAAGGGUAUGAGCCCUGGAAUGUUGAUGACGAGAACCCAGAGCAGAUGUUGAGCCGUUUUGCAACCGCCCUUAACCAUCUUGAGCCCGGAGGAUCCGGGGGCGUUGAUAGAGGAGUUCGUGCUUUUGCGGUUGGCCUAGAUGCAUAUGAGGAAACGCAUGAGACGAGGGCGCCUCCCGGGUUUAUUGUAAGCGCCGGCGCCGACAGGAAAAUCAGGUUCUGGAACUGCAGCAAGGUAGAGACUUCGAUGGUUGUUAGUGGGCUCGACAUAGAAGAGUCCAAACCCACAUUCACAUCAUCUCAUCCCACCGCAACUCUAACUCUUAAUACUGAGAGGCCGCCCCAGCCUCCGUCUGGGGCGGACGCCACUGGGGUUAGAAGUGGCCCUUCGUCUGCGUCUGGAUCCUCAUCAAAGAAGAAUAAGGCUUCCGUAAAAACGCCGAGGUCAACAGUUAUCAGCUUGCAACAACAGCAGUUGCUGAAAGCACAUCUUGAUUCAAUAUUAGAUGUAAGUUCACACAAUGUCAUCAUUCAUCUCGGGCAAAAAAACAAGAAAAGGGGGGGGAUACUGAGUGCUGAACUACCACUACAGGUUGCAUUUCUGGAAGUUCCGUACGGGAUGAUAGUUAGCGCUGACAGGAGCGGUGUGAUUUUCAUAUAUCAGUAGAGGGGGGUAAUGAGAACUUGGUGGAAUUUAUAGGUGGAGAAACCUGGCGUUUGGUGGGAAAUUUAACCCUUGUUUCUUGCUUUUGUUAUGGGGUGCUAUUUGGCAAGGGUAGAUGGGCGCAUAAUGAAAUGUGUAUAAUGGGCCAUUAUAAAGGACAAUAGCAGAAACAGAGUGCCCCGUUACUCAGUUGACAGUCCCAGCGACAUUUUACUUUUGUCCGGAAGCUGCAUCACGCUUCCUCACUCAUUAACUAAGGCAGGAAGGAACAGCCGCAGGGAUGUUUGGGUCAUAACCGGACCAAAUUUACUCGUACACACUAGUUAGUUACCCGGCCAUAGGAGAGUUUGCCAUUCUACUGUACGGUAAGUUAGAAGUUCUCGAAGCUUCUCCACUGCGUGAGCGUCAGCCUCAAAUCUUUUGUUUCCUCCCAUAUUUUAGUCUGUUUACCGGUAUUUAACUUAGGCUCUGCCCUGUGCUACUUGAAACCAAUUCACACUCCAGAUACCGGUAUCCAUCUUGCCAUCUUCCGACUCCCCUGCUGGGUUGCAGAGCAAAAAAAGAGAAGCGGAUACCAGCCACUGCAUAACCUUUUAUUCUUAUUCUUUUAUUCUUGCUGUACUUUCAAACUGUCCUAAAUUGAGAGAUAUUGAAAAUGACGCAGAAGUGUGCCCACAAAGGCUGUGGAAAGGCGUUCACAGAUCCGGAAGAAGAAUGCCACUACCACCCCGGAGCACCCAUAUUCCAUGAAGGCCAGAAAGGUAAGUUAAUUCAUAUACUCAUCUCCGUAAACUCGCACACAACAGCUCCUUUUUCAAAGAAAACCGUCGAAGCUAACCUUAAACGUUACCCCAGGCUGGCAAUGCUGCAAGACAAGAGUACCGCCCCCGGCCUUCUUUCCCCGGACACGAGAGAAGACUUAUUGAGGCUAACGUGACUACCUGCCGCCUACUCACCCGCCCAGGUUCUCACCUUCGACGAAUUCCUCACAAUCCCGCCAUGCUCGGUCGGCAGGCACUCCGUCGAUGCACCUAUAUUAGCACCUGUGCAAACCUCCGGACCCGGCUCGCAGAAGCAAAAACACCCCGAAGUCGCACCUCCGCCGGAAAUUAGCUCGGACGGAAGUGAAGUAUACGGCCAGCAGCCAUUACAGCAGAAGAAGGCACUCCCGAAGGUGGACACAGCAUCGCGCACUCCUCCGCCGGAGAAGGAGAAGCCGUUGGAGCAAGAUGAUCUCGGUGUACCGGUUCCGCCGGGGGCGAGGUGCAAGAGGCUCGGGUGUGAGGCUACGUACGAUGGUGGGAGUAGGGAGGAUGAGGAUGAGAAGUGCGUGUUUCAUCCUGGGGUUCCCAUAUUUCACGAGGGUGCGAGAGAUUUUUUAUUCACCCUCUUGCUGUUCUUGUUUGCUAUGAGGGGAGGAACAGAAAAAAGGGGAAGGGGGAAGCUGGGGAUGGGCGAAUGGAUGAACGUACGGAGCUAAUAAGGUAUCGUCGGAUAUAGGAUCUAAAGGUUACUCUUGCUGCAAGCGCCGUGUCCUCGAGUUUGAUCAAUUCUUGAAAAUCCCCGGCUGUGCCACGGAUAGACAUCUUUUCGCUGGAGUUCCUAAACCUCGUGAUGAGGAGGAACUGGUCUCGUGCCGGUGAGUUCCCUUCUCCCCAUCUACCCGCGUCCCACUAUCCCAGCCCUACACAUCCCACCCCCACAAAACCCGGACUAUGGAAGCAUGAGAGUUGGGUGCGACCUAGAGUCGGUAUGGCAUACGUUGAGCUGACAGCUCACCUCCGGGCCCUCUUUUUCAGGAACGACUUCUACCAAACAUACACAGACGUCAUCGUCUCGAUUUUCGCGAAAAAGGUCGACAAGGCCAGUGCGGAGGUUCACUUCUCAGAAAGACAGUUGGACGUGGACUUGCCAAUGCCGGGUAACAAGAGGUAUAAGGCUAACUUUCCGCUUUAUGGAGCCAUCGACCCGGCAGGCUGUGAAUAUAAGGUUCUCACGACGAAAAUUGAGCUCAAACUCAAAAAAGGUAAUAUGCCACCUUUUACGUUUCCCCGGGGCAGCGGCGUCUUUGGGAAAAUAUAUACAUGCAUAUGUGAAUUGAUAUACUAACAAUAUGAGUCUAGCGGAUGGAUUAUCCUGGCCUACCCUCCGUAGCGACGAGGUCUCCAGUGAAAUUAUUCAGAUUGGAAAGCCGGCUACCGCGUAGAGAGUCAAGUGGGGUAUUGAUCAUGUUGUGUCGCGAAAUAUCUUUAGAUAGAUAGAUAGACGAAAAUCGAUACUACAGUUACUCUACUCGAGUACAGUAGCGUAGCUAUCGCUCGGUUCGCAGAAGCAAUUCAUAUCGAACCUUUGUGGGGGGGGACCUACCAGAUUUGGGACGCGGAGAAUUAAGUUUUAUCAAUCGAUAGAUUCAACCUGGACAAGUCAGGUUGACUUACCACUUGCGAAGAACUCGAGCGCGGGGGCAGUACGGUAGCACAUCUAUGAUAACAUUUACUAGCAUGAUAUCUAGUGAUGUGCUCGAGUACGGUAUCGAAAGCUCCGUCAGGAAGGUGGAGAAUGCCCACGGUCUCCGCGGCGAUGGAACUGAUCUGAGCAUCUUGCACAGAACGCUCGCCGUCGAUCUCACGUGCAUUACCGUACUCGUACGAUGGUACGGUGAGCCCAUCAUCCCAUCCAUCCUUCCAUCCCUCCACCCUAACUUAUCUCCAACCCCCUUCCCUCCCAAUUCAGCCCGGUCCCCUCCCCGUGAAUUGUCCUGGCUUAGCUUAUCGUAACCAAAACCUCGGUCAUGCUAGGGGUAGACUAUGAUUUCGACAUCACAUCACACAGACAUAGCUCCGGGCGGGAGCGGUCCGCUCUGUUUUUUCUCUAUCCUUGCAGAUCCCAGCUACCGUACGAGUAGGGUACAGUGCGAGUGCAGUGCUUGUACUGGUAUCAUGCCGGCACUCGUGCAGCACUCUCGGGGCAGAGCACAUUAUCGACAAGGAUCUGCGAUUCAGGUGAUGCCAAUCCAUUCACCCAUCCAUCCACGCUUCACAUUUCCAUGUGUGGAAGCAACAAAUCGGCGCUUUCCCCACACCGUUCACAAGAAUACCGGAAACACGGCAGCCUGAGUUCGCACGAUCGUACACGCACGGAGUGGGAUUGAUAGAUAUGCUGGUUGCCGCUUCGCGUCGCACACGGUCGUUAUUAUUUACGAGCAGACACCCGGGAAUCCCACACGGUCACUCGGCAAAAAAAACCCAACGAUGGUCAAAUAAAGCAUGCAUGUAUCAUAGCUAGGGAGAAUUUUUAUAAGAUUAUGAUCCGCGGCCGAGCGCACUGCACUGCACUCGCACCGUACGAGUAUCGUACCGGCUCUGAGGGAGGGCCGGG